UAUAGCAGUCAUGAUUUCUUAGGAUGAAUUAUUAAUUUCUAAACUUUCUACUGUAGCUGAAAAGAAACUAAGUAAUUCAUAUCAAAUAAUUCAAAGUAAUAUCAGAAGAAAUUCAACUAAUAUACCUCAACCAGAAUUAUUUCAGGACAAUUCUCUCUCUCAACCCCACCAACCCUUUCACUCAAAAGCGUCUUACACCAAUCUCCUUUAAGUUCACUGUUCUGCUUUGUUUUUUUUUUUCCUUUUUCUUUUGCUUUGAUCAGCUCCAGUAAAACUAUGAUCUUUUUUUCUUUUUCUGUUUUGGAUAAUAAAAACUGCAGUUCUAUUAGAAUUAUAUCAAACUUCUUCAUAUAUCAAUACUUAUUAGUCUCAAUCAAUAAAGGAUUACCUGGUUUUUUGCUACCUAAUACAGGCUCCUUAGUCUCUACUUUGAUGGUACCAUUGUGGAUCUUCUUUUGUACUCUAAAAAAGUAAUACAGUUUGUUCCUUUAAGUUAUACCCAUGCUUUGCUUCAGGGUGUUGUUUCAGUUUUCACUGCUUUGUUUUUGUUAUCUUUUUCUUGCUUUGAUUGUUGGCUGCGAGAGAUGAAACAUCUUGGAGAUUGAAUCCAGUUUCUUUGGAAGUUAAAAUGGGGUUGCAAUUCACACUCCUGCUGUUGACAAUAUGUAUAACUGUCAGUGCUGUGUCAGUUGAUGGAUCAUCAGUAAGAGCUGUAUGGCCACCAAGAGGAAUGCCAACAGAAACACCAGCUGCUCAUCCUAUCGGACUAGGUCGAGCACCAUCUAAACAACCAGAUCCAGCCCCCUCUCUGACACGAACUCCUCCCAGCUUUGGCAGGACAAGAAAUGGAAAGUUGGCUGCUGUCCCUUCUAGCAAAGUAUUCCAUCAUUCAUCUUCCGUGGAUCACUCUCCAACUAAAGCCCUCCAUCCACACAAUCCCUUGAAGCCUUCGGGUAUCUCAGUUGCACCCACUGCAUCAUCUUUUGGAGCCCCUGAAAAGAAUUGGAUGCAUGGUCCUGCAUCCUCACCUUCACACUCAUUUCAUAAGCAUCAUUACGCAAGGAAAAAUUUCAGAAACUCUGCUCCCGAACCCUCUUAUUCGAUUCAUCAACCCGCUCACAGCAAGCAAGUUCCUGCAGUCUCCCCUUCUCAAUAUUCCACUACGAGCUGGGUUUCACCCGUACCAUCACCUGCUGAUCCAUCAAGGCAUUUUCAUAAAGUGCCCAUUCUUCAACCUGCAAUUUCUCCUAUUGCUUCUUCCCUGAAGAAGAUGAAGGCUCCACCACCUUCAGUGGUUAUGGCACUACCACCUCCACCUCCUAAUAAAGAUUGUACGUCAGUGACAUGCACCGAGCCCCUAACAUAUACUCCUCCUGGAUCACCUUGUGGUUGUGUCUGGCCAAUUCAAAUUAAGCUUCAGCUUGGUGUUGCGAUAUACACAUUUUUUCCUUUGGUUUCAGAACUGGCUCAGGAAAUUGCUGCUAGUGUAAGAUUAAACCACAGCCAAGUUCGCAUUAUGGGAGCAAAUGCAGCUAGUCAGGAGCUAGAGAAAAGUACCGUUCUCAUUAACUUGGUACCAUGGGAAGUAAAAUUUGACUAUACAACCGCAUUACUAAUCUAUAAGAAAUUUUGGAACAGACAGGUCUUCAUAAAGGCCUCCCUUUUUGGUCCCUAUGAAGUGUUAUACGUUCACUAUCCAGGUCUUCCACCCUCCCCACCUGCAGCAAGUUCCAGUGUGUCUGCUAUAGAUGAUGACCCAUACUCUAGCCGUAACAAUCAUGGGCAAGCAGUAAAACCUUUAGGAGUUGAUGUGCCUAAGAAGAAGGGAGAUGGGCUUACACGAAGCAUGAUAGCUGUGAUUAUUCUGUCAUCUUUUUCAGCUUUUGUUGUAUGCUUGGGGAUUGUUUGGCUUGUUCUUUUGAAAUAUGGAGCUUGCAUCAAAGAACCAGAACAUGUACCCCAAGCUAUAACAUUUUCUCCAGCAAAACCAUCAGGGGCUGCUAGGGCUGUGAUGCAAGGAAGCAUGUCAAGUGCUGCAUCAAUGUCCAUUAGUUCUAGUGGGAUGACAUAUACAGGAUUGGCAAAGAACUUCACUAUAAAUGAUAUUGAAAGAGCUACCAAUAACUUUGAUGCUUCCCGGGUGAUUGGUGAAGGAGGUUUUGGCAUUGUCUACAGAGGUAUUUUAGAUGAUGGAGCUGCAGUGGCUAUGAAGGUUCUGAAGAGGGAGAAUCAACGUGGAGGACAAGGAUUCUUGGCAGAAGUGGAGAUGCUUAGCCGCUUGCACCACAGAAAUCUGGUUAAACUGAUUGGUAUUUGCACUGAAGAUAAUACACGUUGUCUUGUCUAUGAACUUGUUCCAAAUGGAAGUCUUGAAUCCCAUUUACAUGGAGCUGACAAGGAAACUGAUCCCCUUGACUGGGGUGCUCGAACGAAGAUUGCUCUUGGUGCAGCUCGAGGCUUAGCUUAUUUACAUGAAGACUCCAGCCCCCGGGUUAUACACCGAGACUUCAAGUCCAGCAACAUCUUGCUGGAACAUGAUUUUACUCCUAAAGUUUCAGAUUUUGGAUUGGCUAGAACAGCAUUAGAUGAAGGGAACAAAUACAUCUCAACACAUGUAAUGGGCACAUUUGGUUACUUGGCUCCAGAGUAUGCAAUGACUGGUCACCUUCUUGUCAAAAGUGAUGUAUAUAGUUACGGUGUGGUUCUACUCGAGCUCUUAACAGGGAGGAAACCUGUGGAUUUGUCACAGCCCCCAGGUCAAGAAAAUCUUGUUGCAUUGGCUCGUCCACUCCUCACAGCUAAGGAAGGUUUAGAAACAGUCAUUGAUCCAGCUAUAAAAUCUGAUAUCUCAUUUGAUAGCAUUGCCAAGGUAGCAGCAAUUGCGUCAAUGUGUGUGCAGCCCGAAGUAUCUCAUCGUCCUUUUAUGGGUGAAGUUGUUCAAGCAUUAAAGCUAGUGUGUAAUGAAUUUGAUGAGAAAAAGGAGGUAGAAUCAAAAGUUGGAAUCCAGGAGGAUUUUCCUACCACUGUAGAUAGUAAGGUUAGUAGACUUUCAAGUGAGGUUGUGGAAGCUUCAGAGACCUAUCACCCUGCACCGGGCUAUGUUUUUAGUCAUGAGAGCAAUAUAGCACUGUCAGCAUCAGAUUUUUUAGGAGUCCCGCUAGGACUUGAGGAGCAGGAACCUGGGUCCUUCAGAAGGCACUCAUGUUCUGGCCCUCUAGGAACAGGAAGUAGAAGGCACUUCUGGCAAAGAAUAAGAAGUUUAUCAAGAGGCAGUCGAAGUGAGCACGGAUUUUCUGUCAAAUUUUGGCCAGGGUCUUACUAAAAUUUUGCUAAAAGCCUUGUCAUUAAAGUGAUAAUAACUUCCAUGAGAAAUUAGAGUUGGUUUUCUUGAACAAGAACUGGGAAAUUUACUGAAUGCAGACCGAUUGAUGCUUAAAAUCUGUCAUAUGCAUCACAUGAAAAGUUUUGAAAUGUUCUUCCUUGUCAUGAAAUUUUAAAAAAUUUUGGUUUUUAUCAAUGCUAGGAAUACCAAUAAUAACUGAUUAACUGGCAUAUAAUGAAGAAUCAAAUAUGACAUCAAUUCAGAGGCUCACUGCGUGACUUUAUUGAAUGCCUUGGAUCGCGGAAGAAA
Durio zibethinus is the source of this 3631-nucleotide messenger RNA. RefSeq names its product receptor-like serine/threonine-protein kinase ALE2. The record is from RefSeq and is a predicted model, not a curated record. NCBI's taxonomy places the organism in Eukaryota, Viridiplantae, Streptophyta, Magnoliopsida, Malvales, Malvaceae. Gene Ontology annotation, molecular function: ATP binding; protein kinase activity. Gene Ontology annotation, biological process: protein phosphorylation.